CCUGCUGGGACGUGGCCUUUAUGUCACUGACCUACCGGAGGAGUUUCCUCUCGCUCCAAAUCAUGACACUACGGAGUUUGGAGUACUCCAGGACCGGACUCCAGAAAUCUAGAGAAUACAAGGGAUUCUGUUUUCUUUCUGAGGGGUUCUUUCCUCAGCAAAUUAACUUCUGACAAAUUUCCGUUUCCGGUGGGCUCGUUGCCUUGGAAACCAACACACUCAGCAAUCAUGGCGGUUCUGGCCGGGCUGAGCUGCGCGCAGAUCCCCGACGGUGAGUUCACCGCGGUGGUGUACCGGCUCAUCCGCGAUUCUCGCUACUCCGAGGCCGUGCAGCUGCUGGCCGCUGAGCUGCAGCGCAGCCCCAAGAGCCGCGCCGGGCUGUCGCUGCUGGGCUACUGCUACUACCGCCUGCAGGAGUUCGUGCUGGCCGCAGAGUGCUAUGAGCAGCUGAGCCAGCUGCACCCCGAACUCGAGCAGUACCGCCUGUACCAGGCCCAGGCCCUAUACAAGGCCUGCCUGUAUCCCGAGGCCACUCGGGUGGCCUUCCUCCUCCUGGACAACCCCGCCUAUCACAGCCAGGUCCUCCGCCUGCAGGCUGCUAUCAAGUACAGCGAGGGCGAUCUGCCAGGGGCCAGGGGCCUCGUAGAGCAGCUGCUGAGUGGGGAAGCAGGAGAAGAGAGCGCGGGAGAGAACGACCGCGAUGGCCAGGUCAACCUGGGUUGUCUGCUCUACAAAGAGGGACACUACGAAGCUGCGUGCUCCAAGUUCAUUGCGGCCCUGCAGGCCUCAGGUUAUCAGCCAGACGUUUCCUACAACCUGGCGCUGGCUUAUUACAGCAACCGGCAGUACGCCUCAUCUCUGAAACAUAUUGCAGACAUAAUUGAGCAUGGCAUCCGCCAGCACCCUGAGCUCGGGGUGGGCAUGACCACUGAGGGCAUAGAUGCUCGAAGUGUUGGCAACACCUUAGUCCUGCACCAGACUGCUCUGGUGGAAGCCUUCAACCUCAAGGCAGCCAUAGAGUACCAGCUGAAGAACUACCAGGUAGCCCAGGAAACCCUCACUGACAUGCCACCUAGGGCAGAGGAAGAGUUGGACCCUGUGACCCUGCACAACCAGGCACUCAUGAACAUGGAUACCAGGCCUACAGAAGGAUUUGAAAAACUACAGUUUUUGCUCCAACAGAACCCCUUUCCCCCAGAGACUUUUGGCAAUCUCUUACUGCUGUACUGCAAGUAUGAGUAUUUUGACCUGGCAGCAGAUGUUCUGGCGGAAAAUGCCCAUUUGACUUACAAGUUCCUCACCCCCUAUCUCUAUGACUUCUUGGAUGCCAUGAUCACCUGCCAGACAGCUCCAGAAGAGGCCUUCAUUAAGCUCGAUGCGCUAGCUGGGAUGCUGACUGAGCAGCUCCGGAAACUCACCAAGCAAGUACAGGAAGCAAGACAUAACAGGGAUGAAGAUGCUGUCAAGAAGACAGAGAAUGAGUAUGACGACACCCUUGAGAAAUACAUUCCUGUGUUGAUGGCCCAAGCAAAAAUCUACUGGAAUCUUGAAAAUUAUCCAAUGGUGGAAAAGAUCUUCCGCAAGUCUGUGGAGUUCUGUAAUGACCAUGAUGUGUGGAGGCUGAAUGUAGCUCAUGUUCUGUUCAUGCAGGAAAACAAAUACAGAGAGGCCAUUGGGUUCUAUGAGCCCAUCGUCAAGAAGCAUUACGAUAACAUCCUGAACGUCAGCGCUAUUGUAUUAGCUAACCUCUGUGUUUCCUAUAUUAUGACCAGUCAGAAUGAAGAAGCUGAGGAGCUGAUGAGGAAGAUUGAAAAGGAGGAAGAGCAACUGUCCUACGACGACCCAGAAAAGAAAAUCUACCAUCUGUGCAUUGUGAAUUUGGUGAUAGGAACACUGUACUGUGCCAAAGGAAAUUAUGACUUUGGCAUUUCUCGAGUUAUCAAGAGCUUGGAACCUUACAAUAAAAAGCUGGGAACUGAUACGUGGUAUUAUGCCAAAAGAUGCUUUCUGUCCUUACUGGAGAACAUGUCAAAGCACAUGAUAGUGCUUCGCGACAGUGUUAUUCGGGAGUGUGUGCAGUUUCUAGAGCACUGUGAACUUCAUGGCAGGAAUAUACCUGCUGUUAUAGAGCAGCCGCUUGAAGAAGAAAGAAUGCAUAUUGGCAAGAACACGGUCACAUAUGAGUCCAGGCAGCUGAAAGCUCUGAUUUAUGAGAUUAUAGGGUGGAAUACGUAGAUACAGCUGGGACACUUCUGUGAUAGAUGGCAGCUGCGACCACAACCAGUUAUCAAAUAUACAUACCGUGACUUCUGCAGUGUCAGAUGAGCUCGCACUAUGAUUAUCAAGAUUGGAUACUGAGAUACACGUCUGGAAUGUCUGCAAGUAGAGCCUGAAUGAAGAGCGCUGGGAUGAGCUCAUUUCUUGCAUCAUGAAACUGAGGCUCAGAGAGGUGAUUUGACCUGCCCAAGACCACAGAGCCAAAUACUUUGCUCUAAACUGAUCAUCUCAGCAUGCUUGUCUGCACAUUAGAACCACCUGGGAAGCUCUACAAACUCUCAUGGCCCAGGAUGCAUUUCAGAACAACUAAAGCAGAGUUUCUGCAGGAAAAACCCAGGUAUCAGUUUUUCUUUCUCGCCUUUCAAAACGCAUCCAAUGUUGAGAAGCUCUAGUCUAAGCCAACCAUUAGGAUCCCUCUUUCUGUGAUUGACAGGACUUGGGAUAUUACCCAGCCCUUACCAAGGCUUGAGAAGAAGGCUUGGGAGACUGCUAGGAAUGGGUUCUUCACUCAUUAGAAAAAAGGUAGAGGAUAUAAGAAUCUCUCUUCUUCAUCUGAAUAUUAUUGAUCUGAGUCUGUAGCCGUCAUCUUGUUAACAUAAAAACCAAUCUAAGCAUUGAUUUUGAAGAUACCAAAAAUAUAAAAAAACUUAGGUCCUUGAUGACAUCAUAUUGCCUACCCUGGAGCCCGAUCCAUCUCUGAGUCUCUUUUCAAAUAGAAAUAAUUAUCUUAUUUUUAAAAUGUUUGUUUCUGAAAACAGAAGACUGUUCUUGCCAUUGACAAAGAGUCUGUCUUUAACCAAACUGUUCACUGCCUCCCUUGAACAUUGCAACUUUUCAAUUAACUUUCGAACUACCAUGUAUGUUUUCACGCUGUCCAAGUUUCACAAGACUCCUGCUAAGGUGACUCAGCUAGAAUCCCCCUGCCUCUCUCUCUGAUCAUCCUUGAUAUGUGGUUUAAUUUCUCCUCCUCAACCGUGCCCCACAUAGCAUCUGAUCAUCCUUCAGCAGGAAUCCUGCUAGGACAAUUUAUCGAAAACUCCCUCCUACCCUGAUAUUUCCUCUUAAUAAUUUUCAGUCCACUGACUCUCACCUUACUCCAUGGCUAUAAAUUCUCACUCUGUAUUUGGAGCUGAGCCAAAUUUCUCUCCCCAACUACAGAAUUCCACUGCUGUUGCCCUUGAACCUAUGGAUAUAGUGUCCUCGUGCCCUGAACAGAGAAUGCUUUUCUGUCUUAAUAAUGUCAAAAAAUAAUUUUUUUUUCUUUAACUCCAUACAUCAGGCAUACAUUUUGAAUAUUGUCCAAGAGGUGAUGAAUCUUUAUGCAUAUGUCCAAACACUCUGUUAAUCCAGUGUUUCUUGAGAUCCAAUACCGUUCCCAAUUUCAGAUAAGAACAACAAAAUUAAUCGAUUUUGGAGGCUGGGGAUUUAGCUCAGCGGCACAGCGCCUGCCUGGCAAGCGCAAGGUCAUGAAUUCGAUUCCCGGUACCGGAAAAAAAAAAUUAAUCGAUCUUUUUAAAGACAACACCCGAAACCUUGACUUUACUAAUAUUAACUGAUUACAUGUUGUUUAAAUUGCAACAGCGUGCCAUUAAUUUCUUGCGAGAGAAUCAACUCACAUAAAAGUAAAUAGAAAAUUAAACCGACCUACCUAAGUAAACUAGCCCUGGGUGUAAAGCUUGAUCACUGCUGCUGGACAAAAACACAAGAUAAACACCAAUGCAUAUCGGGACUUGUAUGGAAAACAUAUUCUUUGGUUUUGGAAUUCUUUCCACAUUCAUGUAAAGCUGUUUCUGAAAACCCGAAUAAUAGAAAAAUAAAAAUGAAAAUGGAAACUGCA
Chinchilla lanigera (long-tailed chinchilla) is the source of this 4114-nucleotide messenger RNA. Its product is annotated as tetratricopeptide repeat protein 30B. The coding region runs from base 229 to 2235 and encodes 668 amino acids. Gene Ontology annotation, cellular component: axonemal microtubule; intraciliary transport particle B. NCBI's taxonomy places the organism in Eukaryota, Metazoa, Chordata, Mammalia, Rodentia, Chinchillidae. The transcript has 4 exons. The record is from RefSeq and is a predicted model, not a curated record. Gene Ontology annotation, molecular function: protein binding; intraciliary transport particle B binding. Gene Ontology annotation, biological process: intraciliary transport.